AGCUUGCAAGGUAAAGUUACCAUCUCAGCAGUAAUAUUGCCAUGAAUACCACCCAAAUACUGCAAAAAAAUAUAUAGCAUUAUCUAUCAAACUAAGCAUUAGAAGACAGAGGGAUAAUCCUCUAAUGAAAAUUUGAAAAUGGGGCAUGAUACGAAUUUAUUGCCGAGACAUUUUUGCCGAUUGAUGAAAACAAUCGAUAGCUUCAGUAAUCACCAGGCGAAGAUCACGAACUACGAGGAUAACAUGGAGGAGUUUGAGCUUCAAAUUACCCCGACUGAUGGGGCUUAUAGAGGAGGACAAUUCAAAUUUUCAGUUAGAACUACGGACUACCCUAAUGUUGCCCCUUCAAUAAAUUGUAAAACUAAAAUCUACCACCCGAAUAUGGAUGGAUACGAUGGGGUAUGCAUGAGUUUGCUUGACGAUUGGCAAGCCAGUAAUGAUUUGGAAGACUUGGUUCAAGGACUGCUGUUUUUGUUUUAUAACCCGAAUCUUGAGGACCCUCUUAGUUCGUUGUUUGAAGAAGAAUCAGAAGAGGAAUACGAAUAUGGGAGCUUUGAGGAAAAUGUUCGAGCUUCACUUGAAGGAAAAACUGUCGCAGGAGAGAAUUUCCAAAGAGUUCUCUGUGAAAAUGAGGACACUCAAUCAAAAGAGCCGAAAAACAUCAAAGACAUCAUAAUCAAAGACAAUAUGAAGAAGUGUGGAAAAGAGAUUGAUUUUGAAGUAGUGAACAUUUACAUGCCAGAUAUGAGUGUUGCAUGGCUCAGGGUAAAACCUGCCACUGGAUAACAUGCAUUGUUGUCCCCCCCCCCCCCCCCCCCCUCCCCAAGCGGUGUAAACAAAAAAAUGACUUGUUGUAGGUAUAGCAGAGCUCACCUAAAUGAGCAUGCACAUAUAAGGGAUACCCGCCACUAAAACCACCUUUAAUGUGCAAAAAACAUUGGUCCCAACUAGUCCAGUUUAUGAGCAUUGUACUGUAUUACUCACCAUGAAUUGCGCUGUGUUAUAUAUAACAAUAAAAUAAUCAGACAAUAAAAAGUCAGACAACAAAAUUAAAUAAAAAAUGUCAAAAUCA
Messenger RNA from Nematostella vectensis (starlet sea anemone), 1072 nucleotides. Its product is annotated as NEDD8-conjugating enzyme ubc12. Gene Ontology annotation, molecular function: NEDD8 transferase activity. Gene Ontology annotation, biological process: protein neddylation. The coding region runs from base 139 to 786 and encodes 215 amino acids. NCBI's taxonomy places the organism in Eukaryota, Metazoa, Cnidaria, Anthozoa, Actiniaria, Edwardsiidae. The record is from RefSeq and is a predicted model, not a curated record. The transcript has a single exon. Gene Ontology annotation, cellular component: nucleus.